Molecule: messenger RNA, 2136 nt
Organism: Homalodisca vitripennis (glassy-winged sharpshooter)
Lineage: Eukaryota; Metazoa; Arthropoda; Insecta; Hemiptera; Cicadellidae
Product: aromatic-L-amino-acid decarboxylase-like
Exons: 9
Coding region: 150-1808 (552 amino acids)
Biological process (GO): amino acid metabolic process
Molecular function (GO): pyridoxal phosphate binding; carboxy-lyase activity
Source: RefSeq, a predicted model, not a curated record
GGCGGUGGUACUCAAGGUCCCGAGGGUAGAGGGGAUUUCCCGCAUGUCCGCAGAUAUACCGCUGCGGAACGUCCUCCGGCAUGCAGUCGUGUCUCGGAGCCGGGCGCAGAAGGUGUUAAGUACGAUAACUGUGUGAAACGACACAACCGAUGGACACAGAAGAGUUCAGACAGCGAGGGAAGGAGAUGGUGGACUACAUGUGUGAGUACAUGGAGACUGUGGCCAGCCGCCCCGUCAUCUCCACCGUCCAACCCAACUACCUUCGAGGCCUUCUUCCUCGAGAAGCGCCUACGGACCCGGAGCCCUGGGAAGAUGUCAUGGCCGAUGUUGAAAACAAGAUAAUGCCAGGAAUCACUCAUUGGCAGCACCCCCGGUUUCAUGCGUACUUCCCGGCCGGCAAUUCCUACCCUUCCAUACUCGGCGACAUGCUGUCGGACAUCAUCGCCUGCGUCGGCUUCUCCUGGGCGGCCAGCCCCGCCUGCACGGAGUUGGAGACCAUCGUCCUGGACUGGUUCGGGAAAGCUAUUGGUCUGCCCCAAACAUUCCUAUCCGACAGUAAAGGUGGGGGUGUAAUACAGGGAUCAGCCAGUGAGUGUAUAUUAGUCUGCAUGUUGGCGGCUCGUGCCCAAGCGCUUCGCAGACUCCACGAAGAAGAUCCUUCAAUUUCCGAGGUUGGCCAUCUGCCAAAGCUCGUCGCUUACUGUAGCCGUGAGGCCCACUCUUGUGUCGAGAAAGCUGCUAUGAUCUCUCUUGUCCAGCUGAGGAUACUGGAGCCUGACGCUGACAACAGUCUACGAGGGGAGAUCCUCAGGAAGGCAAUAGAAGAGGAUGAGGCAAAAGGUUUCGUUCCUUUUUUUGUGUCAGCCAUAAUGGGGUCCACAGGGUCAUGUUCCUUCGACAACCUUGUUGAACUCGGACCUGUAGCAAAGAAGCAUGGCUGUUGGAUGCACGUAGACGCAGCGUAUGCAGGCUCCGCCUUCAUCUGUCCGGAGUUCCAACAUCUUCUCAAUGGAAUUGAAGUGGUCGACAGCUUCAACACAAACCCCAACAAGUGGCUGCUGAUAAACUUUGACUGCUCGUGUCUGUGGGUGAAGGAGAGGAAAAAACUUAUCGGUGCCCUUAAUGUCGACCCCUUAUACCUGAAGCACGAACAUGAAGACGAAGUGUUUGACUACCGCCACUGGUGCAUCCCUCUGAGUCGGAGAUUCAGGUCGCUCAAGAUGUGGUUUGUCUUCCGUUCCUACGGCAUCUCAGGAUUGCAGCAAUAUAUACGCAACCAUGUCAGGCUGGCUCAGCUCUUUGAGAACCACGUGUUGAAGGACAAACGAUUUGAGAUCCUCAAUGACGUUCGGAUGGGCCUAGUGUGCUUCCGACUACGCAGUGAAGGCGACAAACUAACAGCUGACCUCCUGGCUAACAUAAACCACUCUGGAAAGAUUCAUAUGAUUCCUGCCAGGAUCAAGGGAAAGUACAUCAUUCGUUUCUCUGUCAAUGCCCAGCACGCAACAGAAAAAGACAUUGACUAUGCCUGGUCGGUGAUCACGGAGUACGCAACUGAGGUACUAACAUCGCCUGACAUUUCACCUCGUAUCCUCUGUCGUAUCCCAUCGACACCAGAAGGCCGCAAGCUGCGACGACAGUUCUCCUUCACCCGUUCUGUGUCACAUGACAUGUUCAAGCGAUCAGCAAGCAGCCUCUACGAUGGAGCGACACCCAUCAUCAUCCCCGACGAGGACGAAGACACCAACAUCUUCGACGAGGUAUUUGAGAAUGCCAUCAACGCCAAGGAAGAAGAAAAUAACAACUGAAUCCCACCCAACUGGAACUCCCUUUCCUCCGUAUUUGAUACUUUUGUACUCCUCUAUUUAUUGUUAGAUAUGUACAUUUCCUCUUUAUUAAGUGAUAAGUACGUCUUUGUAAACAGGGUUUUUCAUGGUUGUUGUCAAUGUUUAUGCCGUUCCUCGCAUGUCCAAGAGCUGGGACUCUAGGAGCCUGUUAGGGUUACAUUAGAAUGUUUCGUGUUUUUUUUAUUGUAAAUGUAUCUUUUUUAAGAUUGUGUUUAGUUUGAUCAAUGCAGUAUUGUACAGUAUGUGUUUUGAGUAAUAAUGUAUUUUGAAACAAUAUAUGUGAACAAUU